Molecule: messenger RNA, 499 nt
Organism: Didymodactylos carnosus
Lineage: Eukaryota; Metazoa; Rotifera; Eurotatoria; Philodinida; Philodinidae
Source: the annotation of a GenBank genome assembly
UACUGAUAAUUUAAUUCCAUCUCUCAAAAGUUGUCGCAAUGAUAAAGGUAUUUGUGUAGAGGAUCGUAAAGAACCAAUACAGCUGACAAUUCAACGAUUAAUUGAUGCUUUACAUUCAGAAAAUAUCGAUGUGCCACAUAAUUUGUUGUAUCGUGAGAAAACUGGACACGAUGGUGCUGGUUCAAUGUCUAUUUACAGACCAUUACUGUUAAUUGCUGAAAAAGAAAAUCAUGAAUUACUUCAUUUUGUAAAUGAGCAAUUCGAGUAUCGAGAAAAAAGUUUAAAAGAAAUUGGAUUAACAUUUCAAUAUAAAAACGAAACAUAUAAUGUCAAAAUUGAAAUAGAAGCAAGCAUGAAGGACAUGAAAGUGGAUGAAUCAGGUUUAGGAGUUGCUGAAUGUUUAAUGUGCAGCACAAAACAAGAAGAUUGGAAAGAUACAAAAAAAAUUUCAGAUCCUGAUUUAUUCGAUAUUAAUCGAACAGCAAAAAAAGGCCCUUGA